Molecule: messenger RNA, 580 nt
Organism: Aedes aegypti (yellow fever mosquito)
Lineage: Eukaryota; Metazoa; Arthropoda; Insecta; Diptera; Culicidae
Product: ejaculatory bulb-specific protein 3
Exons: 1
Coding region: 122-499 (125 amino acids)
Source: RefSeq, a predicted model, not a curated record
UUUUUACUCAUAUAUAAAGCAGUAAUCUGAAUGCAUUUCAUCAUAGUUCAAAUCCAAACACCAAGCUGAAAACAACCCAAACCAUUCAUUUCCAGAAGUGCAUCUCAUUAUCGAAUUAAACAUGAAACUAUUCAUCGCCCUCGCUUUACUCGCCGUGGCUGCAGCGCAGGAAGCUACCUACAACAAUCGUUACGACAACAUCGAUGUCGAGGAAAUUCUCAAAUCGGAUCGCCUCUUCAAGAACUACUUCAACUGCCUGAUGGACGCCGGUCCAUGUACUCCGGAAGGAACCGAUCUGAAGAAGUACUUGCCCGACGCGCUGGAAACCGGAUGCACCAAGUGUACGGAGAAGCAACGUGAUACCGGAAACAAGGUCAUCGCUUGGUUGAUCGAGAACCGUCCCAUGGAGUGGGUGAUGCUGAAGAGCAAGUACGAUCCGGAGAACAAGUUGACUGAACGUUAUCGUGAACUGGCUGCGAAGGCUGGGAUUGCACUGUAGACGAUUAUUCUAUCAAGGAAAGUUAUUAGUAUCAUUUCUGUAUGUCCUGAUCGCACAUUUUGGAAUCAUGAUGUUACAAAG